AUGCAGAUCCUUCUGCUUUUCGAGGUCCGGAUAUCUGAAUGUACAACACCGUCACAAAUUGGUCGUGUGCUCGAUGAAACAACAAACAACUACCGACCGGAAAUGCAAAGUCCUCUCGGUGCCAACAUGGGGAAGGAUAACCAUUCUCAGCUUGACCUACUACGGCAAAAGUGGCCGCCGGCGAGGGUCCUUGCGUGGUAUGUUCCUUGUCGCCUAGUUAUCUGCAACGGCUGGGUCUGGGGAUGA
This is a messenger RNA of Fusarium odoratissimum NRRL 54006, 246 nucleotides long. RefSeq lists its product as uncharacterized. The record is from RefSeq and is a predicted model, not a curated record. The transcript has a single exon. Lineage: Eukaryota; Fungi; Ascomycota; Sordariomycetes; Hypocreales; Nectriaceae. The coding region runs from base 1 to 246 and encodes 81 amino acids.